AUGUACGAGUCGUAUCAGUCCAAGAGUCGCCGCUUCCGCGACUCCUGCGAGCAGAUUCUCAGCGCGAAUGGACUGCACUGGGUCGGCGACAAACAGUUUGAAGAUUACUUGACAGCGCAAUUCUUCCUCUGGGAGAACUCGCUUCUUACCAUCCUAAACGAGUCGAUAUACUUCCAAGAAAAAGCUCGCUUCGAGAAAGGCGAGGACACCAAUCUGUAUUCACCAAUACUUAAUCAUGCAAUAUGUGCGCUCGGAGCUUUUCAUUCCACUCGUCCAUUUCCAGCAGCUAUCCCAGCGGAUGCGAAAUGCGACUUCUUCGCUGCUCGGGCCAGAGUCUUAAUAGACCUUGAGAUGGAUCAUCCGACAUUGGCUACAGUCCAGGCUUUGAUCAUCCUAUCUUUCUAUGAAGCUGGUCGAGGGGACGAUGCUCGUGGUUGGCUAUACUCUGGCAUGGCGGCUCGAAUCAGUGUCGAUCUUGGCUUGCAUGUUGACGGCCAACCUGAUAUCAUGUCCGUGACGACGAAUACAGAUAUGCUUCAACUCCGCAGAGGCUUGUUCUGGGCUUUGCAAGCCACGGACGUGUUCUGGAGCUGUUAUCUCGGUAGACCGCUCGCUACCGGGGAGCUUGGGUCAAACGUCCCUCCACCCAUAGUCGACGCGGUACGCGCCUGGAGAGAUCCUACGCUAGAGCCGGGUCUCGAUGCACCGUCAGAAGCCCAGUCGAGAAUUUCGCCUACAGUCCACCGACAAUUUUGCACUUUGAUUUCCAUAAUGACACAGAUUCAAAGCACCCUCUACAUGGGUAAAACAAUAUCGCUACAAGACCAUCUGUCCUUCGUGGCCUCAGUGGAUCAUCAAUUACGGUGGUGGAGAGACUCCCUUCCAUCCGAGUUGCACAUCAACGCCGCGUCUGUCUCAUUGGCAGGAAGCAAUAAAGGUCCUACACUCCUUCACCUUCAUAUGCAGUAUCAUACAAUCAUGAUACUCCUCCAUCGGACCCUCAUUGCACCUUUUGGCGACGACUUGCCAUCACAGACACGUUCGGACGAGGAACUUCAGACGUGCACAGAAUCCGCAGAUGAAAUAUGCCUGCUCCUCAAGAUGUACACGACGUCGUUUUCCACUAGGACCAUGCACGUACAAUCGACCUACGUUGUGCUGACUGCUGGCCUGAUCCAUGUCUACAAGGUCCACCGAGAGCAAACAUCAACAUCAACAAGAGAGACUUCCGCUGCAUCAGACAAUUUGACGACCUGUAUCCAGACCUUGGGUGAGAUGAGUAUCGCUUUCAAGAGUAGCCUACGGGCUCUGGACAUCCUCUUAUCGGCGAGACGUCAACUGAGUCAUGACUGGUGA
Molecule: messenger RNA, 1356 nt
Organism: Cladophialophora psammophila CBS 110553
Lineage: Eukaryota; Fungi; Ascomycota; Eurotiomycetes; Chaetothyriales; Herpotrichiellaceae
Exons: 7
Coding region: 1-1356 (451 amino acids)
Biological process (GO): DNA-templated transcription
Molecular function (GO): DNA binding; zinc ion binding
Source: RefSeq, a predicted model, not a curated record